UACAGCGGUUUUCUCAGACAGCGGUUAUUUUCUAAGUCGUUCCCAAUCCCCCGAAUGAUCCCAUUUCAUAAAUUUCCAACUUUCUUCGACAACCAAGGCAACGCUAAAAUCUUGUAAACUUACUUGGUUAUAAUUACCAUUUUAACAUGGCAGUGGAUUUCAGAGUUGUUGCUGUGCUAUAUUAGAUGCUUUAUUAUCGUCAUGAAGGAUGGUGAAACAAGGAAUUCAGAUUUAUGCCAGGGCAAAGCCGACAAAACAAAAAGCAGGGCUUUAUGAAGCUUAUGAAGAUGAGGGUGGAGGUUCCUGUAUUGCCUUCACUGUGCCAAAAGAUCUGGCCGAUGGUUACAUCAAUAACAAGAAAGAAGUAUAUAAAUUUAGGUUCAACAAAGUCUUUGAUCAGGACUGCAAACAGGACGAGGUUUUUGAAGAAGUAGCACAAGGAGUUAUAGACAAGUAGGUGUAAAACAUUAUUGAGUUUUAGUUUGUGCUGGAACUGCUUUUAUUAAUAACUAGUAAAAAUUUUGAAUAAAAUUAUUUGGUCCCUUUAUUUGCUCCUUGAUUAGCUCAUAGUAAAAUACAGCUGUGAUGAUCAAUGGUGUACAUGUAGUUUGAAUCCAACCUCACGUAAUUUAAGCCUUGUAAAGAAACAGAAGUGGGUGGCGUGGUGACCUCAUGGUUAGUAUGCUUGUCUUCAGAUCAAGUAGUCGGGUUCGAACCCUGGCUGGAGAUUUUGUGUUGUGUUCUUGGACAAGACACUUUACUCUCACGGUGUCUCUCUCCACCCAGGUGUAUAAAAUAAUGGGUGCCAGUGAACUUAAUGGUGGGGGUAAGUUCCCUGUAAUGGACUAGCAUCAUGUCCAGGGGGAGUAGAAAUACUCCUAGUUGCUUCAUGCUACAGAAUU
Molecule: messenger RNA, 902 nt
Organism: Orbicella faveolata
Lineage: Eukaryota; Metazoa; Cnidaria; Anthozoa; Scleractinia; Merulinidae
Product: kinesin-like protein KIF6
Biological process (GO): microtubule-based movement
Molecular function (GO): ATP binding; microtubule motor activity; microtubule binding
Source: RefSeq, a predicted model, not a curated record